UUAGCCUGUUUAAGCUACCAGCUUGCUAGACAGAUGUAAGCUAGCAGCGAUAAAUAUUAAACAAAGAAAAGCCUGGGAAAAGAGACUGUGUGGAAACGAGUUCAGAGUGACAGAGGGGUGAAAGGAGCGACUUUGACACGAAGCUUUAUGCGUUACUCGAUAUAUAUGGCAGAAUGAAAUUGAAAGAAUGGAACAUGAAGAUCGGGUCAUGGGGGAUCCUGUGAUAACUUAGAAAACUGCAUCGUUGUUCUGUCAAACAUUCAAGAGGAGUAAUUGGUACCCCAAAGCCAGUGAUGUCCCGGGUACCCACCCCUCCUCCUCCUGGGGAGAUGUCAAGUGGACCUGUGGCAGAGAGCUGGUGUUACACACAGGUCAAAGUUGUGAAGUUUUCCUACAUGUGGACCAUAAACAAUUUUAGCUUUUGCAGAGAAGAAAUGGGGGAGGUGCUAAAGAGCUCAACCUUCUCCUCUGGCCCAAAUGAUAAGAUGAAAUGGUGUCUGCGAGUCAAUCCAAAGGGACUUGAUGAUGAAAGCAAAGAUUAUUUGUCAUUGUAUUUACUUCUUGUUAGUUGUCCAAAAAGUGAAGUCAGAGCAAAGUUCAAGUUUUCUUUGUUGAAUGCUAAAAGAGAGGAGACAAAAGCGAUGGAAAGCCAAAGAGCAUAUAGAUUUGUCCAAGGCAAAGACUGGGGCUUCAAAAAAUUUAUAAGGCGAGAUUUCCUACUUGAUGAAGCCAAUGGACUCUUACCUGAUGAUAAGCUCACCCUGUUCUGUGAGGUAAGCGUUGUCCAGGACUCUGUUAACAUUUCAGGCCAGUCCAACAUGAACAUGCUGAAGGUACCAGAGUGUCAGCUGUCUGAUGACUUGGGGAACCUGUGGGAGUGUUCGCGCUUCACAGACUGCAGCCUCUAUGUGGGAGGGCAGGAGUUCAAAGCACACAAAUCUAUCCUUGCAGCAAGGUCUCCAGUCUUUAAUGCAAUGUUUGAACAUGAAAUGGAAGAGAGUAAAAAGAACCGUGUUGACAUCAGUGAUGUAGACCCCGAUGUCUUUAAGGAAAUGAUGGGCUUUAUAUAUACAGGAAAGGCCCCAAACCUGGAGAAGAUGGCAGACAAUUUGCUGGCAGCUGCAGAUAAAUACGCUCUGGAGCGUUUAAAGGUCAUGUGUGAAGAGGCCCUGUGCAACAGCCUUUCAGUGGAGAAUGUGGCAGACACCCUCAUCCUAGCAGACUUGCACAGUGCUGAGCAGCUCAAAGCACAAGCCAUAGAUUUUAUCAACAGGUGCAGUGUCCUGAGACAGCUGGGCUGUAAAGAUGGAAAGAACUGGAAUAGCAAUCAUGCUACAGACAUAAUGGAGACUGCAGGCUGGAAGUCAAUGAUCCAAUCCCAUCCUCACUUGGUAGCAGAGGCCUUCCGUGCCCUGGCUUCAGCACAAUGCCCACCCUUUGGACUUCCCAGGAAACGUCUAAAACAGUCCUGACUGCCUGACUGCACACCAGAGAUUUACUGGAGGUGUGAAGCAUGGGUUUACAAAGGAAGGACUAGUGUGGGUACCACUCUUAUUUCAACCAAAACUGAACACACUUGAAUAAUAAAGAGUGGGGCUUUCUGGCCAAGUGUUGGGAGGCUGGCAAUUGGACGACUGACAUCAGUGGAUUGGGAAAAAAUUGGUAAAAUUGGUGUUGCUUGCUUGCUUUGCUGCCCUGCCCUAACUGAAUUCUGGUCAGCCGGGUAGCAAGUCAAGCUAUCUGCUACUGUUUUUUUCCUAUAUUUUGAAAAUGGCCUUAAUAUAUCUGCCAUUGCUCUGGAGCUGCUCUAGAGUACUUUGUCUAUUUUACUCUGUGCCUACCUUGUCACAAAGACCAGGCCACCUCCAGGUUGCACUAGUUCCCAUGAAUAGACAUUUUGAUAUGGAGUUCUAUAGGAACAUAACAAAGGUUUAACUGAAUGGGAAAUAUUAUAUAUUUGUAAUGUUUAGCCCAUUUUGUGACUAGACAUUAAAAGCAUGAACACUUUCAGUGCAAGGUCAGUUCUUUACACUUUUUAAAAGAUGUGUAUGCCCCAUAUUGAUGGCACCAUUUCUAUGUAAAUGACAGUUGAACUAUCAGCAGAAGACCAGUGUACAAGAGAGUCUGUUCUAUUGCAUAUUUGUGGGGAAAAUUGUAUUCUGCCAUUAUAAAGACCCAGUGUCAAUCCUUAUAAUACAUGUAAGAAGGAAAGUGUCCACACUUUUACCCUAACAUAUAAAAAAAACAUUGGAAGUAUAUGGAAGUAUUUAGUCUCCCAUUUGAAUGACAUAUUCCAGAUCAUACGUCUGUGAACCGUUAUAGAUACAAUUUUGAGAACCUCUGUCCUUAGUAUUGCCAACUUUCUAAUAGUAUAUAUUCUCAAUAUAUUGUGGUUAACAAAAAGUGGAGAAGAGACUAAUGCAUGGUCAUGUUAUUGUCACUGAAAGUGUCCAAGUACAAAUUAUGUGUUUAACUUUUUUUUCUGCAAUUAUCUGACAUUUGUGCAGAAUUAAAUGAAUUGAGUAUGUGCAAAAUUCCUCUAACAUGCUUGGAUAUAUUUUUAGGAUGCUGAGCAUCACUUCCACUGGCAAUGUUAUUCCGUGUUUGACUGGGGGGUUGUCAUGUUAUUCAGUCUGUCUCGUAUGUAGUGUGGUGUGACCAACACUUCAGAGAAUUUUGUAAAUUAAAAAUGAAGUAGUAAUCAUUUUUACAUGAUAUUACUUAUCAUUCAGCGUGUUUGAAGCAAAAAAUGAAGUUGUUGUCUGCAAGAAUGCCUGCAUUAACCCAUUAAACCAUUUUCCAGCUGUCUGAAGCA
Molecule: messenger RNA, 2815 nt
Organism: Labrus bergylta (ballan wrasse)
Lineage: Eukaryota; Metazoa; Chordata; Actinopteri; Labriformes; Labridae
Gene: spopla
Product: speckle type BTB/POZ protein like a
Biological process (GO): regulation of proteolysis; proteasome-mediated ubiquitin-dependent protein catabolic process
Cellular component (GO): nucleus; cytoplasm
Molecular function (GO): ubiquitin protein ligase binding
Source: RefSeq, a predicted model, not a curated record